CUCGGUCGUCUGCGGGGAGCGGGAGUGGGGGGCGGCGGCGGCGCGUGUCCAGGGCGCGGCGCAGGGCAGGCGGCGGCGCGGGGCGGACGAUGGCGGAGUCCUCGGACAAGCUCUACCGGGUCGAGUACGCCAAGAGCGGGCGCGCGUCUUGCAAGAAAUGCAGCGAGAGCAUCCCCAAGGACUCGCUGCGCAUGGCCAUCAUGGUGCAGUCACCCAUGUUCGAUGGAAAAGUCCCACACUGGUACCACUUUUCCUGCUUCUGGAAGGUCGGCCACUCCAUCCGGCACCCUGACGUGGAGGUGGACGGGUUCUCUGAACUCAGGUGGGAUGACCAGCAGAAAGUCAAAAAGACUGCGGAGGCUGGAGGCGUGACAGGCAAAGGCCAGGAUGGAGGAGGUGGCAAGACAGACAAGACACUGGCUGACUUCGCAGCUGAAUAUGCCAAGUCCAACAGGAGCACGUGCAAGGGCUGCCUGGAGAAGAUAGAAAAGGGCCAAAUACGCCUGUCCAAGAAGAUGCUGGAUCCAGAGAAGCCCCAACUGGGCAUGAUUGACCGCUGGUACCACCCGAACUGCUUUGUUAAGAACAGGGAGGAGCUGGGGUUCCGGCCCGAGUACAGCGCCAGUCAGUUCAAGGGCUUUGGCCUCCUCACUCCAGAAGAUAAAGAAGCCCUGAAGAAGCAGCUCCCAGGAGUCAAGAGUGAAGGGAAGAGGAAAGGAGAUGAGGUGGAUGGGAUGGAUGAAGUGGCCAAGAAGAAAUCUAAAAAAGAAAAGGAUAAGGACAGUAGGCUUGAGAAGGCCCUGAAGGCCCAGAACGAGCUGAUCUGGAACAUCAAGGACGAGCUAAAGAAAGUGUGUUCUACAAAUGACCUGAAAGAGCUGCUCAUCUUCAACAAGCAGCAAGUGCCAUCUGGGGAGUCAGCGAUCUUGGACCGAGUGGCUGAUGGCAUGGUGUUCGGUGCCCUCCUUCCCUGUGAGGAAUGCUCAGGCCAGCUGGUCUUCAAGAGUGAUGCCUACUACUGUACCGGGGAUGUCACUGCCUGGACCAAGUGUAUGGUCAAGACACAGACACCCAGCCGGAAGGAGUGGGUGACCCCGAAGGAAUUCCGAGAAAUCUCUUAUCUCAAGAAAUUGAAGAUCAAAAAGCAGGACCGGAUAUUUCCCCCUGAGACCAGUGCCCCAGUGGCAGCGGCACCUCCGCCCUCCACUGCCUUGGCGCCUGCUAGUGUAAACAGCUCAACUCCGCCAGGUAAGCCAUUGUCCAACAUGAAGAUCCUGACUCUUGGGAAACUCUCGCGGAACAAGGAUGAAGUGAAGGCCAUGAUUGAGAAGCUCGGGGGAAAGUUGACAGGCACAGCCAAUAAGGCCUCCCUGUGCAUCAGUACCAAAAAGGAGGUGGAGAAGAUGAACAAGAAGAUGGAGGAGGUGAGAGAGGCCAGCAUCCGAGUGGUAUCUGAGGAUUUUCUCCGGGACGUGUCUGAUUCCACCAGGAGCCUUCAGGAUUUGCUCUCCGCCCAUGUGCUGGCUCCCUGGGGGGCUGAGGUGAAGGCAGAGCCAGCAGAGCCUGCAGCCCCUAAAGCCAAAUCAGGAGCUGCGCUCUCCAAGAAGAGCAAGGGCCCGGUCAAGGAGGAAGGCGUCAACAAAUCUGAGAAGAGAAUGAAAUUAACUCUGAAAGGUGGUGCUGCUGUUGAUCCAGAUUCAGGUCUGGAACACUCUGCACAUGUUCUGGAGAAAGGUGGUAAAGUGUUCAGCGCCACCCUAGGCCUGGUAGACAUCGUGAAGGGAACCAACUCCUACUACAAGCUGCAGCUCCUGGAGGAUGACAAAGAAAGCAGGUACUGGAUCUUUCGGUCCUGGGGCCGUGUGGGCACCGUGAUUGGCAGCAACAAACUGGAGCAGGUGCCGUCCAAGGAGGAAGCCAUCGAGCACUUUAUGAAAUUGUAUGAAGAGAAAACUGGGAAUGCCUGGCACGCCAAGAACUUCACGAAGCAUCCCAAAAAAUUCUACCCUCUGGAGAUUGACUAUGGCCAGGACGAAGAGGCGGUGAAGAAGCUGACAGUGAAGCCUGGCACCAAGUCCAAGCUCCCCAAGCCCGUACAGGACCUCAUUAAGAUGAUCUUUGACGUGGAAAGUAUGAAGAAAGCCAUGGUGGAAUAUGAGAUUGACCUUCAGAAGAUGCCCUUGGGGAAGCUGAGCAAACGGCAGAUUCAGGCCGCGUACUCCAUCCUCAGUGAAGUGCAGCAGGCAGUGUCCCAGGGCAGCAGUGACUCCCAGAUCCUGGAUCUCUCGAAUCGCUUCUACACCCUGAUCCCCCACGACUUUGGGAUGAAGAAGCCCCCACUCCUGAACAACGCGGAUUGUGUGCAGGCCAAGGUGGAAAUGCUGGACAACCUACUGGACAUCGAGGUGGCCUACAGUUUGCUCAGGGGUGGCUCUGAUGACAGCAGCAAGGACCCCAUCGACGUCAACUAUGAGAAGCUCAAGACUGACAUUAAGGUGGUGGACAGAGAUUCUGAGGAAGCCGAGACCAUCAGGAAGUACGUUAAGAACACUCACGCGACCACGCACAACGCAUAUGACCUGGAGGUUGUUGAUAUCUUUAAGAUUGAGCGUGAAGGCGAGAGCCAACGCUACAAGCCCUUCAAGCAGCUGCAUAACCGGAGGUUGCUGUGGCACGGGUCCAGGACCACCAACUUCGCGGGGAUCCUGUCCCAGGGCCUCCGGAUAGCCCCACCUGAGGCCCCUGUGACAGGCUACAUGUUUGGUAAAGGGAUCUAUUUCGCCGACAUGGUCUCCAAGAGUGCAAACUACUGCCACACAUCCCAGGGAGACCCCAUAGGCCUGAUCCUGCUGGGAGAAGUUGCCCUUGGGAACAUGUACGAACUAAAGCACGCUUCACAUAUCAGCAAGCUACCCAAGGGCAAGCACAGUGUCAAAGGUUUGGGCAAGACGACUCCUGACCCUUCCGCUAGUAUUACUCUGGAUGGCGUAGAAGUCCCUCUUGGAACUGGGAUUUCCUCUGGCGUCAACGACACCUGCCUGCUGUAUAACGAGUACAUUGUCUAUGACAUCGCUCAGGUCAACCUGAAAUACCUGCUGAAGCUCAAGUUCAACUUCAAGACGUCCCUGUGGUGAGCUGGGGCGUGAGGCUGAGGCACAGCCUGGUGGCAGGGAUGAGGGUGCCCAGUGCCCCGCACUGCCUGACUGGGCAAUGGCCGCUGUACCACCACCUGGAGAUCGACCUCCAUUCCGUCUCCUUAGGAAGGAUUUUCUACGAAUGUUUGCUCACGUGUUAAGCGAUGUUUCCCCCGCUUUUCAAAUCCUUUGUUUGUAUGGGUCUGGGGGUGGGGCAGGGGGUACCCCUGCGGCCAGCACCCUGGUGGGGACGACUGACAGUAGAAGAGGAAGGGGGUUCUAGACUAGUUCUGCAGGAAGAACCACGCACGUCACGACGUCUGCCUUACUCACUGGCUUCCCGGGGGGUAUUCCUUCCGCCCUUCUAAGUGUUCACGUUUAGUUUCAGUUUUGGAAAAAUGUUAAGCGUUUAUUUUGAGGUAAAAAUAAAAACUAAUUUCAUACUA
Molecule: messenger RNA, 3580 nt
Organism: Canis lupus familiaris (dog)
Lineage: Eukaryota; Metazoa; Chordata; Mammalia; Carnivora; Canidae
Gene: PARP1
Product: poly(ADP-ribose) polymerase 1
Exons: 23
Coding region: 90-3134 (1014 amino acids)
Cellular component (GO): nucleus
Molecular function (GO): NAD binding; zinc ion binding; NAD+ poly-ADP-ribosyltransferase activity
Source: RefSeq, a predicted model, not a curated record